UGAAACGCCAAAGAACAUUGUUAUGGCGCUCAUUUGUCAUUAGUGCAGUUUUGCAACUUGGUGAGCCCCUCCCUCUUUCCGGGUUAUUUUUAAGAGCGCAGCGCUGUCCUCUCCUCUUCUCUUCUCACCGACACACAGACACUUAUCGCAGGCUGACAUCCAGAGCGUGUUGACCCACUUUAUGCUUCGGAUAACCAUGUGGCAAAUCGAAUCUCCGACUGCGAUUAAUGGAGAGUUGGUUCAAGUUGAUAUUCCUAACAGAUGUCGCACCACUUGUGCGUAAAAAGUGGAAAUGGCACGAUAAAUGUCCACUCUCCUGACAUCGGGUGUGACUUGAUGUAAAGGUUCGCCAGGCGUUCGGCGGACCGAUACCUGCGUAUGGAGCAAGGAUGAAUACACUAAGAAGAAAGAAAUUAAUCUCUUCCCUCCUAUCACUGCUGACUCUGUGUGUCCUGCUACUGGUCUGUGUGAGGUACAGCUACAUCCCUCAGUCCUUACCUCCCACGGCUGCUUUAGAUGACAUCCAGACAUUCCACAAGUACAAUAUUAACUGUAAGGCUAUAUACGACAUGGACCCAGUGGAGGUGGGGAAGUCCCUAAUCAUCAGACAGAAACAAGUUGUGGAAGACAAGGAUGAAAGUCUGCUUAACCUCACCUCAAACUGCCCAUUGUUCAUCAAGUCCAGAGGUUAUGAUGAUGUGUGUGUCUCAGAGGAGGAGAAAGACUUUCCUCUCGCUUACUCACUGGUUGUGCACAAAUCUGCAUGGAUGAUAGAGAGACUCAUCCGAACGCUGUACUCGCCCAGUAACAUCUACUGUAUCCACUAUGAUCAGAAGUCCUCGGCUCAGUUCAUCUCAGCCAUGGAGGGUUUGGCCCGCUGUUUGCCCAAUGUCUUCAUCGCCUCCAAGCGAGAGUCUGUCUUUUAUGCGAGCUUCAGUCGAUUAAAAGCUGAUCUCAACUGUCUGUCCGACCUUUUGGGGUCAGAAGUCAAGUGGAAGUAUGUCAUCAACCUCUGUGGCCAAGAUUUCCCCCUCAGGUCCAACAUCGAGCUGGUGUCGGAAUUUAAGAAGUUAAAAGGAGCCAACAUGCUGGAGACAAGCCGACCCAGUGAGUACAAAAAGAAGAGGUUCACCUUUCACCACGAGCUGAGGGAUGUCAGCUUUGAAUAUAAGAAACUGCCGGUGAAAACAGAGCAGAUAAAGCUCCCACCGCCACACAGUAUCGAGGUGUUCUCUGGGAAUGCCUACUUUAUCUUGUCCCGGGACUUUGUUGUGCACAUGGACUCCUCAGUUGUGGUGAAAGAUUUUUUGGCCUGGUCAGAGGACACCUACUCUCCAGACGAACACUUCUGGGCAACACUUGUGCGACUGCCAGGUGUACCUGGAGAGGUGCCCAGAUCGCAUCCCGAUGUCACCGACCUGAUGAGUCAGACCCGGCUGGUGAAGUGGGAGUACUUGGAGGAGAACCUUUACCCACCCUGCUCAGGGGUACACGUCCGCAGCGUUUGUAUUUUUGGUGCUGCGGAAAUGCGUUGGUUGCUCAACUACGGCCACUGGUUCGCCAAUAAGUUCGACCCCAAAGUGGACCCCAUUCUCAUUCAGUGCCUUGAGGAGAAGCUGGAGGAAAAACAAAAGUUAUUCCAAACAGCGGCAUCCCAUAACUGUCAUAAGGGUUAACCAAAAGCUAUAGUACAGUGUAAUGAUUAGACUAUGAAAACAGAAUACUAAUCUGCAACAAUUCUGACGAUCGACUACACGCAUUCUUGUCUUUUCAUAGUCAUAGUUAAUAUUUAAUAAUAAGCUAUUCCACUGUUCAAUCCCUG
Messenger RNA from Sander lucioperca (pikeperch), 1822 nucleotides. RefSeq names its product beta-1,3-galactosyl-O-glycosyl-glycoprotein beta-1,6-N-acetylglucosaminyltransferase 4-like. Bases 390 to 1676 code for a protein of 428 amino acids. Gene Ontology annotation, molecular function: acetylglucosaminyltransferase activity. Gene Ontology annotation, cellular component: membrane. The record is from RefSeq and is a predicted model, not a curated record. The transcript is spliced from 3 exons. Lineage: Eukaryota; Metazoa; Chordata; Actinopteri; Perciformes; Percidae.